Effrenium voratum is the source of this 723-nucleotide messenger RNA. The record is from the annotation of a GenBank genome assembly. Lineage: Eukaryota; Dinophyceae; Suessiales; Symbiodiniaceae.
AACGUCUCUCAGAGGGCAUCCGGGCGUAGCUUGUCCCAUCGUGGCCAUGCCAUGGCUCCGGAGGAGAGCCGCGAAACUGCCAAGCGCUGGCGGCGCCGUGAAAAGCAGCCAGAGGAAGUGCAUGCUGAGGCUGAAGUAGACCUUGGCCAUGAGGACCAGCAGAGGCCGCAGCUGCAAGAAAGGCCAAAGGAAGCUACUACCUUGCGAGACGGGCGUCACAAACCCUUGGAGCCCUGUCCCAUUUGCAUGGAGGGCUUCACGUCUGAUGGAAUGCCCAGGACAUGCCGCAAGUGCAGCAACAGCUUCCACCAGGCAGAGCUGCUGCGUCUUGCAAAUGACGAGAGCGGUAUGCGCAAGGCUUGCCUUUCCGAAUGGGCGAAGAAGGAGCAGCAGAUCAAAUGGGAACAAAAGCCGUGGAUGCUUCCAUCACAGUUUGAGUCUGGCAGCUGUCCAUGCUGCCGGUCUUCAAAGGGACAUGACAGGUCCAGGCGCUGGAAGAAGUGAAGUCGUCAACAGCCGCCUGACAAAGUGUCGGCUGCGCCAGGCCGUUUCGCAACAGGUUUCCGCUCACCAGAGAUGCCGCAAAUGUGGCACUUUGGGGCUGCAGCGCGAGCAGAAUUUUCUUGACACCAGCCACCUGCUGAAAGCCGAAAUCUCAUGUUGGAUGCAAUUUGGGACGAGAGGCUCACCGUGUACAGAUGGUGCCCAGAGAUGCGAGUUAUC